UGUGUAUGUGUUUUUAUUUUGUAGUUUUAAUGACCUUUGCUGGGAUUUAAUUGAAAUUUUUAAAGAUGCCACCAAAAAGAGGAAGGGGUCGAGGUAGAGGUGGUCCUCCUGAUAGAAGAGAGCUACCUUUACCAGCUGCUACUGAAAGGCCUGGUGGUCCUUCUGAUAGAAGAGAGCUAACCUCACCAUCUACUACUGAAAGGCCUGGUAGAGAUCAAAGGCCAUUGCAUGAGGAAACAAUAAGGCGUCAUCCUUUACCUGAACAACAAAUUCCUGAAGUUCAGCCUGUACGGGAAAGAACAGCAGAAGCAAGGAAACCUCGAACUGUGCAUCCUGAAGAGCUGGGUAUUGAAUUGAAGCAAAAGUUAGCAUUGUCAACACUGGCAGCAGGAUUUCCACGUAAUCCUGGUCAAGGACAGCUAGGACGACGUAUUAGAUUGAUUUCUAACUGUUUCCCAAUUGAGAUACCUAGUGGAAAUAUUUACCAUUAUGAUGUAGACAUAGUGAAUAAGAGAAAUGUUUCUGAAACUGGCACUGGAGCUGCAGCUCCUCUUAGUGUUGAUAAGAAAUAUCGUUGUUUAAGUACCAAGCGUAACAGGGAAAUUGUUAACUUGAUGUUGCAGAAUGAUCGAAAUUUCCAAGGUUUGUUUGCUGCAUAUGAUGGUAGAAAAAAUUUGUAUACUAGGCAUGCUUUAAAAAUGGAGACCAUUCCUUUAAAAUGUGAAAUAGUCAUACCAGAUGAAAAUCCUGGUGACCCAGCUGACCCUCGAGGUGCAAGGGUUAGCACAUUCAUUGUUUGUAUUCAGCCUGUCAGAAAGAAAGAUUCAGAUUCUUGUGCCAUUAAUUUAGAUUCCCUGCAUGCUCUUUUUGCUGGUAAAGUAACUUCUAUAAAUCAAGAAGCUGUUAUGGCUCUAGAAACUGUUCUUCGCCAUGGUCCUUGUUUGAGGUAUACUCCCGUUAACCGAAGUUUCUUUUAUAAACCACACCCUGAUGAAGUACAUCCUCUUGGUGGGGGAAGAGAAAUUUGGUUUGGUUAUCAUCAGAGUUUACGCUUAGGCCAGUGGAGACCAAUGGUAAAUAUUGAUAUAACAGCUACUACAUUUUAUGAAAAGAAGCCUAUUCUUAAUUAUAUUGCUGACUUUAUGAAAACUUCUGUGGAUGGUUUACGUCAUAUACCUUCUCUGAGAGAUUCAGAUAUUAAAAGGAUCAGCAAGGAAUUGAAAAGUAUGCAAAUUGAAGUGAACCAUUUAAGAAAUUAUAGAAGAAAAUAUAGAAUUUUGAGACUGACUAGAGAAAGUGCUAACCGUUUAUCAUUUCCACUUGAUAUUAAUGGAAGAAGAACUGAAAUGACAGUGGCUGAAUAUUUUCGUGGCCACCAUAAUAGAAGAUUAGAGUUUGGUCAUCUGCCAUGUUUGCAAGUAAAUCCUGAGACUAAGAAAGUAUAUCUACCACUUGAAGUUUGUGAUAUGGUAGAAGGUCAACACUGUAAAAAGAAACUGGAAGAUAGACAGAAUGCAGAAAUGAUAAAAUUCACUGCCCGUGCUCCUCGAGACAGAUUUAAUGAAAUCAGAGAUAUCAUCAGAACAGCUAAUUAUAAUCAGGAUGACCAUUUAAGAGAAUUUGGGAUGAGGGUGUACUGCGAGCCACUAAAGCUUGAAGGCAGAGUUCUCGAAGCACCAAAUGUACAAUACAAAACAAUGAAAAGUCCUGAUCUUAUUAGAAUAAAACCCAAAGAUGGGUCCUGGGAUAUGAGGGAUAAGGAAUUUUUUCGCCCUGCAGUUAUACAAAAUUGGGUAUUGUUAAGUUUCGCUCAUCCUAGAUUUUGUUCUCUUGAGAUGCUUAAUACGUUUGCUCAAAUGUUAUGCAGAGUUGCUCAUGAGACUGGUAUAACUAUGAGUCGGCCAGAACUUAUUGAUAUUAAAAAUCCUGCAUCUGUGAGAGUUGAAACUGUGCUGAAAGAUGUAAAAAGGAAAUUUAAUGCUGAAUUAGCAGUAGUAGUUGUUCCUGCUGCACAUAAGACAAUUUAUGGAGAUGUUAAACAAGCUGCAGAAACUGAAAUUGGGCUUUGCACACAAUGCAUAAAAGAUGAAAAUGUAAAAAGGUGCAAACCUGCCUUAGUAAGUAAUUUGUGCCAAAAAAUUAAUGCAAAAAUGGGUGGCAUCAAUAAUGCUUUAACACCUGGUGAGAAACCAAAAAUCAUGAGUAGGCCGGUCAUCAUUAUUGGGGCUGAUGUAACACAUCCUGGUCCAUCACAGGAUGUCAAGCCAUCACUUGCUGCUGCCGUUGGCAGUCUGGAUGCCCAUCCCUCUCGAUAUGCAGUUACUUGUAAAGCUCAGACAAAUGUAGAUGAGAAAAAGCAGGCGAUGGAAAUCAUUCUUGAUCUAAAGGAUAUGGUUAUUGAUUUGUUGAAAGCAUUUUACCGAAAUACUAAGGGAAAGAAACCUGAAAAAAUUAUUUUUUAUCGUGAUGGUGUUAGUGAAGGUCAGUUUGAGAAGGUCAGAGAACAUGAGGUCAGAUGUAUUAGAGAAGCCUGUAGAUCUUUAGGUGAAGAUUAUCAGCCUGGAAUAACAUUCAUUGUUGUUCAAAAACGACAUCAUACUAGGUUCAUGCCUGAAGAUAGUAGAGAAGGAACAGGAAGAAUGCGAAACAUGCCACCUGGCACAACUGUCGACACAACUGUAACUCAUCCUCUCAACUUUGAUUUCUUUCUGUGCAGUCAUUUUGGGCUACAAGGUAUGAAAUCGUUUUACAUAUUUUUUAAGAAUUUCAUAUCAGUUUUCAUUGUGAAGAAUAUAUUACUCUGUGGCUAAUUUUUCAUGAUUUCAAUAAUAAAAAUAUGAAAUUAAUAGUAUUAACACGUGUUUUUACAUGUAGAAUGCUUUUAAAUAUAAUUCACUAAUUUUGUUUCUCCUUAUAUAUGAUAAAUCAAUCAGGUUGGCUCAAAAGAGUUCAUUUCAGUGAAAAAUU
Messenger RNA from Stegodyphus dumicola, 2967 nucleotides. Its product is annotated as protein argonaute-4-like. Gene Ontology annotation, molecular function: RNA binding; protein binding. Lineage: Eukaryota; Metazoa; Arthropoda; Arachnida; Araneae; Eresidae. The record is from RefSeq and is a predicted model, not a curated record.